UCCUCCAAAGGGACCUUCUAGGCUGCGCGCCGGUUGCCCCCGAUCGGGUCCGCCCGCCCGCAGCGUCUCGUUGGUGCUGCCGGUGACCUCCGACCCCGCGGCUGCGGGGCGGGGAGGCCUCAGCUCCGGGCGGGCGGCGGCUGUCUGCAGCGGGACCCGGGAGCGGGGCCCGGCGCCGCCCGGGCCGCGGGGCGAUGUGAGCCCCAGGGAGAUCCAGGUGACUUCUCUGCAGACGGCUUGUCAUGACGCCCCACCAAGAAAGGGGGGAAUAAAGUGGGGGUCCUUCCCCAUGCCCCUCCCAUGGUCGGCUCCCCGAUGGCCUGGGUGAGGGCGGGCCGGCUGCUUUGACACCAUGGGGAGCUGCUGCAGCUGCCUGAACAGAGACAGCGUCCCAGACAACCACCCCACCAAGUUCAAGGUGACGAACGUGGAUGAUGAAGGGGUGGAACUGGGCUCCGGGGUGAUGGAGCUGACGCAGAGCGAGCUGGUGCUGCACCUGCAUCGGCGCGAGGCUGUCCGCUGGCCUUACCUCUGCCUGCGGCGCUAUGGCUACGACUCCAACCUCUUCUCUUUUGAGAGUGGCCGCCGGUGUCAGACAGGCCAGGGGAUAUUUGCAUUCAAGUGCUCCCGGGCCGAGGAAAUCUUCAACCUCCUCCAGGAUCUGAUGCAGUGCAACAGCAUCAAUGUGAUGGAAGAGCCGGUCAUCAUCACCCGCAACAGCCACCCAGCUGAGCUUGAUCUCCCUCGGGCCCCCCAGCCUCCCAGUGCUCUAGGCUACACGGUCUCUAGCUUCUCCAAUGGCUUCCCUGGCUGCCCAGGAGAGGGUCCGAGAUUCUCAGCACCCCGACGCCCCUCGACCAGCAGCCUGCGACACCCCUCACUUGGGGAAGAGUCCACCCAUGCCCUCAUUGCCCCCGAUGAGCAGUCCCAUACCUACGUCAACACGCCCACCGGGGAGGAUGAGCACCGCAGGAGCCGGCACUGCCUGCAGCCCCUGCCCGAGGGCCAGGCGCCCCUCGCCCCGCAGGCCCGGGCCUCCGACCAGCGGGCCCCGCAGGUGUUCCUGCAGCCGGGCCAGGUGAAGUUCGUGUUGGGCCCCACCCCGGCUCGGCGGCAGGUGACUAAGUGCCAAGGCCUCUGCCCGGGGCUGCAGGACGCCCCCCCCAACAACAACAACAACGAGGGCCCUUCCGAGUGCCCGGCCCAGCCCAGGUGCACCUACGAGAACGUCAGCGCGGGGCUGCGGCCCGGGGCCGGCUGGAGACUGAGCCCGGAGGAGCCGGGCUGGAACGGCCUCGCCCACCGCCGGGCCGCGCUGCUGCACUACGAGAACCUGCCCUCCCUGCCACCCGUGUGGGAGAGCCAGGCCCAGCCGCUGGGGGAGGAGGCCGGCGAGGACGGGGACUCGAGGGACGGGCUCACGCCCUCCUCCAACGGCUUCCCCGAAGGCGAGGAGGACGAGACCCCGCUGCAGAAGCCCACCAGCACCCGGGCUGCCCUCCGCAGCCACGGCAGCUUCCCUGUGCCGCUGACCCGCCGCCGAGGCUCCCCAAGGGUCUUCAACUUCGAUUUCCGCCGGCCGGGCCCCGAGCCCCCGAGGCAGCUCAACUACAUCCAGGUGGAGCUGAAGGGCUGGGGAGGAGACCGGCCCAAGGGGCCCCAGAACCCCUCCGCCCCGCGAGCCCCUGUGCCCAUCACCCACCCUGCCCGCAGCUCAGACUCCUACGCCGUGAUCGACCUCAAAAAGACCGUGGCCAUGUCCAAUCUGCAGAGGGCUCUGCCCCGCGACGACGGCACCGCCAGGAAAACCCGGCACAACAGCACCGACCUGCCUCUGUAGGGACCCCCACCGCCCGCCGCUGCCGCUGCCGGCCUCCGCCUCCGCUCGUGCCCCGAGCCCCCGCGCCCAGGGCUCAGGGUUGCUUCGCAGAAGGGCACUGAGGUGGGACCAGAUGCUUCCCCGCACUGGCCGGAGUCCCCGAAGAUGACAGCCGCUGAGUCUCCCCGUCUCCAGGCUGGAGACAGAAGGGGGCGACCAGGCGAGGAGGGAGCCAUGACGUGAACUGCGAAGGGUCCCGUGAUUGCAUUUAGCGCCCUCCCCGUUAGGUCCAUUUGUCUCGUCUGUUGUCUGUGUGUUUUUUUUGGUUGAAAUUUGGAAACAUUUUGUACCUGUUGAUUUUAUUUAUCAGUUUAUUUUUCUAUUUAUUGUUUUAAAUGUAAUUUAACAUAUUUAUUAUUAAUAGAAUUAUUUUUAAAUUCUGA
Molecule: messenger RNA, 2262 nt
Organism: Phacochoerus africanus (Common warthog)
Lineage: Eukaryota; Metazoa; Chordata; Mammalia; Artiodactyla; Suidae
Gene: FRS3
Product: fibroblast growth factor receptor substrate 3
Exons: 7
Coding region: 353-1840 (495 amino acids)
Biological process (GO): cell surface receptor protein tyrosine kinase signaling pathway
Cellular component (GO): cytoplasm
Source: RefSeq, a predicted model, not a curated record